Cetraspora pellucida is the source of this 555-nucleotide messenger RNA. NCBI's taxonomy places the organism in Eukaryota, Fungi, Glomeromycota, Glomeromycetes, Diversisporales, Gigasporaceae. The record is from the annotation of a GenBank genome assembly.
AUGAAGUGGGUGAAUAAAGAGCCACGCACAUCAAUUGACUGCCUCUGUUUUAAGAAAUUGAAGUGGGUAAAUAAAGAGCCACGCACAUCAAUUUCAUGCCUCGGUUGUAAGAAGUCGAAGACAAAAUGUAAAGGCGGAAAAGUGGAUGAAAUUCAUGAAAUUCCAUGUACUGAAUGUGUGAGAAAGAACCAAUACUGCGACAUCCCUGCGUGUACAAAAUGCUCCAAAAGGACAAAAAAUAAAAAUAAGAUUUGUGAUAAAUGUCUUAGAAAAAAGGAUAAAGCAAUCCAAACCAAUGACUUUUCCCACGGUCAAAUGAAAGAUACAUCAAUGGAAGAUGAACAAUAUUUAACUCACGUCGAAAUUAACUAUGCCACUUACGACGAAAUUAACUAUGCCACUUACGACGUAAUUAAUCCUGCUACUUACAACGUAAUUAAUUCUGCCACUUACGACGUAAUUAAUUCUGCCGCUUACGACGAAAUUAAUUCUGUUACUUACGACGAAAUUAAUUCUGUCACUUACGACGAAAUUAAUGUUUUCAGAAGUACGUAA